AUGAAUAAAUGGACCCUAAAAUUUGAGAAUCAAGCUUUGGAGAAUUAGUUUUAAGCAAAACAAUAAGAUUAUCACAAAACCUUUAUUUUAAAAGUUAUAUCUAUAUCAUCCAUUGUACUACAUAUAGGAAAGCUGAUUUAAGAUUCAACUUAAAAUAACCCAAUAAGAAUUGAAUUACAAACUCCAGGAUUGAUUAUUUCAAUAAUCGCUUUGGUUGUGAUAUUUAGAUACCCUUAAUACUCCUCAACUAUGAUGAUUUUAUUGAAUUACUCAUUUUCACUAGUUUAAUUUUGGGUUGACAGUACAUAUGGUUAACAAAGAAGUUUUCUUCUUGGGUCCAAUGUGAUGGCAUCUUAAAUGCUUCUGAUGAUGUCAUUAGACUUCUAUUAGAUAGUCCCUUAGAUCGUAAUACAACUUAUUUUAAAGCUUAUAAUAAUGAGUCAAUAUUAUUAAGAACAUUUGAGUAUGGUUACAGUCUGGUUUAGUGUACUUAUAUCAGUCAUUUCAAUUGUUUCUUAUUAUUUGAUUGGGUAAGCCAAGAGAUAGCAGUUUUUAUUGACGGUUAAAGAGGACAUAUAUUCACAAUUUUUAACGAAAUUUAUUUCAGUUCCUUUCAUUUUAUUUGAAUACUAAUAAGAAUAAUUUUAACCAAUUAUAUUAAGUAAACAAAAUAAGAUUAAGAAGUGGAACCCAAAUCUUUGCGAUGGUUGUAAUCUAAGGAGUUUGAUUAGGUACAUUACUUUCGAAAAUUAAACGUUAGAAAAUUAUUUAUUGGAAAAAUAUGGCAAAAUAAAAGGCUCAUUUUAAUCAGGUAACACAAUUGAAGAAUUUUCAUUUGCAUUUCGAUGUUACUCUUAGAUUGAUGUAAUAAUCACGAUUACUGACAAAAUUAAUUUUUUAGUUAAAUUUACAGGCACAUCAUAAACCUUGUAAGAAAAGGUUGCUAUUGAUAAAAUUAAUCAUUUUUAUCGAUUGAUUCGAGAAGUUUUCAAGUGUAUUAAAAAACCUUAGAAAUACAAAUCCUUAUUGUUUGAUAUUUCCAUUCAAUUUAUCUCAGGAUUUUAUUUAUAUGGAAAUAAGGAAGUUCAUUACUAUCCUGUUGAAAUUUUAAAGAAUGUCAUUAGAUUUAUUGGAGCAAACAAUAUUUUACUGAAUGCUGAAUCAUCAACUGGAGGGUUUAGUUUAAUAGGAUCUAAAAAUUAGUUUUCUGUUUUUUUUCUCUAGAUUUGCAGAAUAUUAAUUAUCAUAAAUAAUGAACAUGAUUUUAUUGUUAUAAGGGUUAACAUAUCAUAAGAGGGUUCCUUAGUAUUUGAAUUUUCGCUCAAAUGGGAGAAUCUAUAGAAAUUUUAACAUCUGUAUAAGAUCAACUAAUUUUUGCAUUCUUUGGAGUUGGUUCUUUUUGAAAAAAGCAUUGACUUUCAACAGAACUGUUAAUUAAAAAUGAAAAGAAUGUAGUUAAUGAACUAAGGAAUGUGA
Molecule: messenger RNA, 1476 nt
Organism: Paramecium tetraurelia
Lineage: Eukaryota; Ciliophora; Oligohymenophorea; Peniculida; Parameciidae
Exons: 2
Source: RefSeq, a predicted model, not a curated record